UACCUUAUAUGUAUAUAUAAAUAUGUUGUAAACUUGUAAUCCUACUACUCUUAUCCUUGUUUCUUCUAAACAUGUCAAACGAUCCUCAAGUCAUUAAUGUCUCUGAAUCAAUCACAUCGGUUCCUUCUGCUCCUAAUGUCGAAACAAGACCAAAAAUACCCUCAAUCGAAAUUGAUGCUGCUGGAGUAGUAAAGAAAAUGAAGAGAGAAAACAUGUUGAGCAUAUUAUCUCUCAGUUUGAGAUGGUCGAGUUUUGUAUUUUCGUUUCUUGCUUUUGUUGUCAUGCUCUCCAAUCGACAUGGAGAGGGAAUUAAUUUUGAAGAAUAUGAAGAAUACAGUUAUUUGUUGGCAAUUGCAAUUAUCUCCACUGUAUAUACAGCCUACCAAGGAAUUCGAGAAGUCAUCCAAUUUGUUACUAAAAUAUAUACGUUUCCUCAACCAACUUUUGCCAUCAUUGACUUUGUUGCAGAUCAGGUUUUGGCAUAUUUGUUGAUAUCAGCAGCAUCAGCAGCAGUUCCUUUGACAAAUAGAGGAAGAAAACUGGAUGAUCAAGGGUUCACAAUAAUAACGAAGUUUUUUGAUAUGGCAGCUGCUUCCAUUAGCAUGGCUUUCUUGGCCUACUUUACCUUCGCAAUUUCUCUUCUCAUUUCUGGAUACAAAUUUUCCACUCAUUUUGUUGGUUGAAUUAUAACAAAUAUCCUCGUUAAUUUAUCAUUUCUUUUUAAAAUAUCUUUAUACUUUCGAAAUUUGCAAUA
Cucumis sativus (cucumber) is the source of this 754-nucleotide messenger RNA. RefSeq names its product CASP-like protein 4B1. The transcript is spliced from 3 exons. NCBI's taxonomy places the organism in Eukaryota, Viridiplantae, Streptophyta, Magnoliopsida, Cucurbitales, Cucurbitaceae. Bases 72 to 683 code for a protein of 203 amino acids. The record is from RefSeq and is a predicted model, not a curated record.